This is a messenger RNA of Porites evermanni, 411 nucleotides long. NCBI's taxonomy places the organism in Eukaryota, Metazoa, Cnidaria, Anthozoa, Scleractinia, Poritidae. The record is from the annotation of a GenBank genome assembly.
AUUGAUAAAUGUGAAAUUUGUCAGGAGGACAAAGUCAAGAAAGGCUACGGCAAAGGAGCAAGAACAAGAGAACUACUUACACUAAACAUUAGUGAAUUUGGUACUGCCACUUUGAUAAAAGCAGCCCGGAUUUGGAAUGGCAGCUGCAUGCUAUUGCACAUUGAUGGACGAGACACUAUAGCUAUGGAGAUCAAGUAUCAUCGAUCAUGCUACAAAAAUUAUGUCCACCUAGAGCAACUGGCUAAGUUAGAAGAGCAAAAUUGCCAAGAACAAGAUGCUGGAACUGAGGGUUAUGACAGAGCAUUUGGUAAAGUCAAAGAAUUUGUUGAAAAAGAAGUCAUGGCUGCGGCAAAAGCCAUUCCGAUGUCAAUCCUUAUUGAAAAGUACACUUCCUUCCAUACACAAGAAGGA